UAUACUAAUACACCGACGGAGGUAGUCCCUGUUGUUUCGUUGUGUAAGCUGGUCUAGUGUGGUGCAGUUAGUCGUUGUAAGUUAUAUAUUUAUUUUUAUUUUCAUGACAAAAAAAUAAGGUUAGAAAUUAACCCAGAAUUGUAUAUAUACUCAUAGCUAUAUACCGCACUGAUACACACAAAAUCGUCUUGUCAAAUUAAUCGAUUUCUACACUUAGUCUCAACACGAUUGCAGGAAAGACACAGUUUCUAUCUCUCUCUCUCUCCUGUUGGAUAGCGUAUGCUUAAAUUGAUCGCUAGCACGUGCCUGCUCAUUGAUAAGUCUACGGUACAUUGGAAAUAGCUCGUAUUCGUGAAUUCUACAAGUGUAAUCUCUCGUGUAUCGACUACAUUGACCUGUUGUGUCGCCAUUUACUGUCAACAGUAGGUUAAACACACGUGUAGGUAGUGUGCCGCUCAUUGAACAAGAGCAUUUGUAUUACAUUUUUUUGGAAUCUUCUGUUCAAUUCACAAUAUCACGUGCGCUUGACUUACAAAACUGCACGAAAUUUGCUACAUGCUCCUCUAUCUUUGAGCAGUAAAUGAUUCUCGGCUUGGCACUAAACAAUUUCAGUCGAUAUUGCUGUAUAUGCUCAGUGUUAAAAACCUGCUAACCAUUCUCUACAAUCGCGGCCUCCUGAAUUUUCACUGUAGCACAGUCGUGUUGAGCGCACGUGUGCCUCAUCUUUGAAUCAGCUGAUAUCUGUUCUGCUCUCAUCUAAGAGUAUUGUGUUUUGUCUGGAUAUCAAACCUGACUCUUACCCUUGCGUACGUGUGUCCGUGUAUAACGUGUGUGUCUGUGUGUGUAGGUGAAUACGCAACCCACGCGCAUAUAUUUUUAUCAAAUCGACCUACUAAAUUAUCAAAUUAAUUACAUAACAUUUGUCUGUUUUCAUUGGCAUUUGGAGGAAGAUUUUCUGUGAUUACAUCCUUUUGAUAUAACCUAGUCUUCUCUGUCAUCACAAGGAUUCUCUCCACAGUGUGUGCUUGUGUGUUGAAGCAAUAACGUGCACUGUGUAUUUUAGUUACGACAUCCAGCCGUCAGCUUCCUCUCCUCUUUCUUGACAUACGGUAAAUGGCUACUUUAGCGAACGGAAUGCUCCAGGAUAUUCAUUCAUUGCAUAAUGGCUCGCAACUUGCUCAUCCACAGCAGUCAGCUAGCAUCCCAAUGAAAGAUCAUGAUGCCGUUAAGUUAUUUGUGGGUCAAAUUCCACGAAACCUGGAAGACAAAGAUCUGAGACCAGUGUUUGAGGAAUACGGUCAGAUUUACGAGUUAACGGUGCUGAAAGACAGAUUUACUGGGCUUCAUAAAGGCUGUGCAUUCCUCACAUAUUGCAGUAGAGACAGUGCUCUGAAUGCCCAGCAGGCGUUACACGAACAAAAAACAUUACCAGGGAUACGGUCAUUUAGGGCGUGCCAGGUUUUGGUGGCGGAGGAAAGCCAGUGUUUCCGGAGAAAAAGCACCGACCUGCGGUCAGUACCUGGUGACAGCCCCACGUAUAGGCCUCGAACCAACGACCCAGUAGUGGAGGGUUAG
Messenger RNA from Mizuhopecten yessoensis (Yesso scallop), 1575 nucleotides. RefSeq names its product CUGBP Elav-like family member 4. The record is from RefSeq and is a predicted model, not a curated record. Gene Ontology annotation, molecular function: RNA binding. Bases 1114 to 1575 code for a protein of 153 amino acids. Lineage: Eukaryota; Metazoa; Mollusca; Bivalvia; Pectinida; Pectinidae. The transcript has 3 exons.